ACUUCAAGAUAGGUUAAUCGCGUUUAAUCGUUUAUAACAAAAUCCGUAACAAAACAAACUAAAGAGUUAAGUACAUGUAUGAAAUAAUUGUAGCUGUAUUAUCGGAAAGACACUUCUGUCUAUAAAUAGAAUACCACAAGCAAUUAUUUGUAAUAAUAUAUCGUUCAUAUUACACGUAAACAUACAUUAUUGCAUGACUGUACUUCCAGUUGUAUAGGAUUUUAAAAUACAGAAGUGCACAGGUUCUUUUGUUGAUUACAACACAGAGUGAAACUUAAGGAUGGCGAGCAGUUUUUAACCAUGUUGUGAUCUGCGUAAAGUUUCAUGGAUAGGAGUAAAACUUCGUCGUCAGGCCGGCGUCACCUUCGUCAACAAAUUAACGAAAUGGUUCACAAUAUAGAAGCGGUAAUGGUGAAUAUAAACAGUGUUCUUGGAGAAGUUACGGUUCUUGUAAAAGAAAUUGACAGCAUUACUGAGCGACUUGAAACCCAUUAUGAAAACAAAAUAAAGAAACGGGAAGUUGUUCUAGACGCCAACAGGAACCACUGUGACGUAUUAGACACACCAGGCUUCUCCAACCAAUCAAAACUGACCACGCCAUCACCAUAUUUGGACUAUACAUAUCUUGAUCUCGCAAACGACUGUGAUACAUGCCACGAAAAUGUCCAUAGUUUUACUUUCAAUGAAAAAUAUCCAUUAUGGAUUCAGUAUAAUACGUGGAAACAUGACAAUUCUAUAUCGGAUGUAUCUGAAGUUUCCGCCGGAAGUGACUCCAAUAACCUCGCUUCCGGUGAAAGUUACGAUAAAUCUUGGAAAAGUGUUUCAAAUUUAGGGAGGAAAACUGAAUGUGUUCAUAAAAACUAUUAUCCAGCAAAGUCAAAAAGUAAAUUCGAAGAAGAAGAUAUAGCAAAAUUUACAAAAUGUUGUAGCAAUUCACAUACUGAUCUCAGUGAAAAGUACUGCGGGGUGUACGAACAAAUAAUGGAACAGCAACUGGAAGCCUUAGAGCAAAGUUCCAUAGAUUUUAUAGAGACUAAUCAAUUUAGUGACACAGUUUCUUCAGGAUGUACAAGUGAGGAUUGUUGUAAUGAAGCUCUAGGAAAUUCUGGUUACUUCUCUACUUACACAAUCAAUUACUCACAACAGGACAAGCCUGCUUGUAUCACUGUUCGUGAAUUUAGCGACUCAAAUACUAGUGUUUCCGAGUAAAAAUACAUGUAUAUACAUGAGAUUUGAACCCCAUGAUGACAUUAUGUGGUAUAUUAAAAC
Molecule: messenger RNA, 1269 nt
Organism: Ruditapes philippinarum (Manila clam)
Lineage: Eukaryota; Metazoa; Mollusca; Bivalvia; Venerida; Veneridae
Exons: 2
Coding region: 325-1209 (294 amino acids)
Source: RefSeq, a predicted model, not a curated record